AUGGUCGCUUUUCAAGCGGGCCUCGUUUCUUCUCUCUUUGCCCUCCAGGCAGCGGCUUUCCAAACACCACUUGGCUCGGCAGUCCGCAACAAAUGGACUCUGGACGCAAUCAAGCCCCUCACUGACCCAGAGUCCGGCCGCGUUAAGUGUUGUCCGGAAGGAACCUUGUUCGAUGGCAACUCUUGCGUCCUCGGGGUCCCAAGGUGCCCCGACGGCACAACGCUGAGAGGCAGCCACUGCAUCUCUGUCACCGGGCCCAUCUGCCGGGAGGGUGAGACCUUCAACGGGCUCGUCUGCAUCACGAGCACUCCGCCAUCAUGCCCUUCCUUGUCGGUUUUGAAAGAUAAGGCUUGUGUCUGGGAAACUCCACCUAAGUGCCCUUCUGGCACAGAGUUGGCCGAUAAAAUCUGUAUUUCGACCAAGCUGCCCAUCUGCGGCAAUGGCGAUCGGUUUAAUGGCAAAGGUUGUGUCAGUUCCACCCCACCAGUUUGCCCUGAGGGCACAGAUCUUUCCGACGGAAUGUGCAUCAGUACAGUGCCCCCGAGUUGUUCUGCCGGCAGCGAAUACGACGAAGUCAACAACGUUUGCAUCCAUCGUCAGCCUCCUCAAUGUCCAGCGGGUACCUCCCCCAAAGGAGGCAAUUGCAUCACUAAGGAAGGCCCCGAAUGCCCCCAUGGAACAAAGUUCAGCGUGGAGAGAAACACUUGCAUCAUGGAGACACCGCCAUCAUGCCCCCCUGGCGAUACCCUAGAAGACACAAAGUGUGUGUCCCCGGAUGAGCCCGCUUGCUCACCUGGGACUGAGAUGUCUGUCGACAGGGCUUCAGGCACUUCACGAUGUUGCCCACUUCCUCUGAAGUGGGAUGGGAAUGUUUGCUCCUACAAGGUACCUCCCGAAGGAUGCCCGGAGGGAACCACACAAGUUGGCGAUCUUUGCAGGACCAUCACUGUCUUUCCUCCUACAUGCCCUCCCGGAACUAAGCUGGAGUGCAGUCGAUGCAUCUCUAUCACGCCACCAGAAUGUCCUCCAAGCUCGACUCGCGAUGGGACUACGUGUAUUUCUAUUGAGUCCCCAGUCUGCCCUGGUGGAACGACGUUAACCAACGGAAAAUGCGUCUCCAUAAAGGAAGCCAUCUGCCCCACGGGUAGUCAUAUUCAGGGUGAUAAGUGUAUCACCGUUGAGCUACCUUUGUGCCCCUCUGGAACCAAGUUCAAUGGUAGGGACUGCGCCAUCGACGGCCGACCGCAGUGCGAGGAUGGUACCCACUUCGAUGGCGAGGAUUGCACACGAGUGGGAGGUAUUCCUCCCAGCUGUCCUGAAAACACCACCUACGAUGGUUCCCGGUGUGUUUCAGGCACUCCGCCUGCAUGCCCCAAGGGCUCAUCCCUCAGUGACGGAGCAUGCGUCACCGGGUACAAACCAGUCUGCCCCAAGGAUACAGCACUGAUAGGCGGCGACUGUAUCAGAGGCCCUCCUGCCUGUCUGCAGGGCUUAUACCUUAAGGGCGAUGCCUGCAUCAGCAUUGAAAAGCCCUGGUGUCCACCCGAUCACCAGUGGCGCGGUGGCCGAUGCCAGAACGUCGAGGAGAAGGCCUGUCCACCUGAUUAUGUACCGCGCGGGGAGGAGUGUAUCUCGGGCGGGACACCAAAGUGCGACCUAGGCACUCAUUUCAACGGAACCGUCUGCGUUGGUGACCCCCCGAGUUGUGAGCCUGGAACUGAGUUCGACGGAGAGCGGUGUGCGUCUAUCGUGGAGCCUAGUUGUCCUCUGGGCACCCAAUUCAACGGCAGGAUUUGCGAGUCAGAGCAGGACCCUGUCUGUCCCUCCAAUACCACUUGGGAUGCUGCUUCCAAGGAAUGCGUGGGUCAGACGUUGCCUCAAUGUCCCGAAGGCCAGAAAUUCAACGGGGAGCAUUGUGCUUUGUCAUCGGGAGACUGCAUGGAGUUUGAGUAUUGCCCUCCGGGAAUCAAUCAGGGUUUUCUGGCACCUGAUUGUGGAAGCUCGUAUCCCAGAUGCCAGUAG
This is a messenger RNA of Colletotrichum abscissum, 2022 nucleotides long. RefSeq lists its product as uncharacterized. The transcript has a single exon. The record is from RefSeq and is a predicted model, not a curated record. NCBI's taxonomy places the organism in Eukaryota, Fungi, Ascomycota, Sordariomycetes, Glomerellales, Glomerellaceae. The coding region runs from base 1 to 2022 and encodes 673 amino acids.